UCAGCCCCGGUGCUCAAGGGGAUAAGUUGGUGUGUGUUUGUGUCAGUAAACAAACAUUAAACUCGGUAUUUUAUCAAAGCUUUAGAUGCGACAGCUCACAAUGAAAGCCUGGAUUUAUCUAGGCCUACUUUUCCUGAGCUUACAUGGCGCCUCGGCAAUGACUCACUCUCUGAAGUAUUUCGUCACUGCCUCUUCUCAAGUCCCAAACUUCCCAGAGUUUGUGGCUGUUGGGUUUGUUGAUGAAGUUGAAGUGGUUCGUUGUGACAGUAACACCAGCAGAGCAGAACCCAAACAGGACUGGAUGAGCAGAGUCACAGAGGAUGAUCCUCAGUACUGGCAGAGGAACACUGAGCUCUUUCUGCGUUUCCAGCCGGUCUUCAAAUCCAACAUUGAAAUUGCAAAGCAGCGCUUCAACCAAACUGGAGGUGUCCACAUUUUCCAGGUGAUGUUUGGUUGUGAGUGGGACGAUGAGACUGGAAACAUCAAUGUUUUUAAUCAGUAUGGUUAUGAUGGAGAAGACUUCAUAUCAUUGGACCUGAAGACAGAGACAUGGAUCGCUCCUAAACCACAGGCUGUCAUCACCAAACACAAGUGGGACAAUGACAAAGCUCUGAUAGCAGAGAACAAACACUACCUCACUCAGUAUUAUCCUGACUGGCUGAAGAAGUAUGUGGACUAUGGGAGGAGCUCUCUGCUGAGAAAAGGUAGAGUCACAUGACCUGAUGUAGUUUCAUGAACAUAACAAUCUUCAUGUGUCUCCUCUGUUUCUAACCAACAGGAACAUCACAGUGAAUAUGAGCCAACAUAUACAGACACACAUUUUCUUUUUCUCUAAUGUUCUCACCUCUCUUCAUCUCUCUGCCUCCCUCUCUCUGAACUCUGUUUCCUGUCACUCUCUCCCACAGACUGAUCACCACUCUCUCUUUCUCUCUGCCAUGUUUC
Epinephelus lanceolatus (giant grouper) is the source of this 942-nucleotide messenger RNA. NCBI's taxonomy places the organism in Eukaryota, Metazoa, Chordata, Actinopteri, Perciformes, Serranidae. The record is from RefSeq and is a predicted model, not a curated record.